AUGUUGUUCGAAAACCUGAUCAUACUAACGACGUCAGUCGCUGUUUUAGUCGGAUUUUUCAUAGUUUUGUCACGAAGGAGAUCGUAUGAAAAGAAGUCCCGUAAGGCUUUGGAGCUACCAAGUAUCGUUGUGCCGAAGACACAGCUAGAGCAGGUGCUUGAUGACAAAACGAAGAAGAAGGUUACUAUUUUCUAUGGAACGCAAACUGGAACGGCUGAGGGUUUCGCUAAGGCAUUGUAUGAAGAAGCGAAAGUGCGAUAUGAAAAGGUCGAGUUUAAAGUAAUUGAUUUGGAUGAUUAUGCUGCUGAUGACGAUGAGUACGCAGAGAAACUAAAGAAAGAGACCAUUUCUUUCUUCUUCUUGGCCACAUAUGGAGAUGGUGAGCCCACUGAUAAUGCUGCAAGAUUUUACAGAUGGUUCACCGAGGGAGAUGAGAAAGGAGUUUGGUUAAAGCAACUUCAAUACGGAGUAUUUGGUCUCGGCAACACACAGUAUGAACAUUUCAACAAGAUUGCAAAAGUGGUUGAUGACGCUCUCACAGCACAAGGUGCAAAUCGCAUCCUUCCGAUUGGCCUUGGAGAUGAUGAUCAUUUAAUCGAAGAUGAUUUUGAUACAUGGAAAGAGUUAGUGUGGCCCGAAUUGGACCUAUUGCUUCGUGAUGAAGAUGACAAAAAUGCUACUACUCCUUACACUCCGUACACUCCUUACACAGCUGCCAUUCCUGAAUACCGAGUUAUGUUUCAUGACAAACCUCGUGCACCUACUUUAGAUCGUAGUUUGACAAAUCGUCGUGAUGUUCAUGAUGCUCAACAUCCAUGCAGAUCCAAUGUGGCUGUUAAAAAGGAGCUUCAUACCCCCGAAUCUGACCGUUCUUGCACUCAUCUUGAAUUUGACAUAUCUCACACUCAACUGUCAUAUGAAACUGGCGAUCAUGUUGGCGUCUACUCUGAAAACCAGAUUGAAAUAGUGGAGGAGGCCGAAAGAUUGAUAGGAUUACCGGCAGAUACAUAUUUCUCUCUACACACUGAUAACGAAGAUGGAACGCCACUUGGUGGACCUUCUUUACAACCUCCUUUCCCGCCAUGCACUUUAAGAAAAGCAUUAACUAAAUAUGCAGAUUUGUUGUCUUCUCCUAAAAAGUCAACUUUGCUUGCUCUAGCUGCUCAUGCUUCUGAUCCCACUGAUGUCGAACGGCUAAGAUUUCUUGCAUCUCGUGCUGGAAAGGAUGAAUAUGCUAAGUGGGUUGUUGCAAACCAAAGAAGCCUUCUUGAGGUCAUGGAGGCUUUUCCAUCAGCUAGACCUCCACUCGGGGUUUUCUUUGCAGCUAUUGCCCCGCGUUUACAGCCUAGAUACUACUCUAUUUCUUCCUCCCCAAUGAUGGCACCCGAUAGGAUUCAUGUUACAUGCGCAUUAGUUUAUGAGAAAACGCCUGCAGGCCGCAUCCACAAAGGGGUCUCUUCAACCUGGAUGAAGAAUGCAGUACCUAUGACUGAAAGUCAAGAUUGCAGUUGGGCUCCCAUUUUUGUUAGAACAUCUAACUUCAGACUUCCUACUGAUCCUAAAGUCCCGCUUAUCAUGAUUGGCCCUGGAACUGGAUUGGCUCCUUUCCGGGGUUUUCUUCAAGAAAGAUUAGUUCUCAAGGAAGCUGGAACUGAGCUUGGAUCAUCCAUUUUGUUCUUUGGUUGUAGAAAUCGUAAAGUGGAUUUCAUAUAUGAGGAUGAACUGAACAAGUUUGUUGAUAGUGGUGCUCUUUCUGAGCUCAAUGUUGCUUUCUCUCGCGAAGGGGCCGUUAAGGAAUAUGUUCAACAUAAAAUGGCCCAAAAGGCUUCGGAUAUCUGGAACCUGCUUUCUGAGGGUGCUUAUUUAUACGUUUGUGGUGAUGCCAAAGGCAUGGCUAAAGAUGUACACCGCGCCCUUCACACCAUCGUCCAAGAACAGGGAUCUUUAGACUCUGCUAAAGCAGAGGUGUAUGUUAAGAAUCUACAAAUGUCAGGAAGAUACCUCCGUGAUGUUUGGUAAUCAUCCACUCACCAAAAGUUGUCACAAGAUAUCAUCAUCUCUUAUUUCUACAUAAAUUUUUGGUUCUUGCAAUUUAAAUACUUAUGUAAUUUAUUGUUAAAACAUUGGUACUUGUCAUGUAAUGUUAUAUGAAUAA
Molecule: messenger RNA, 2155 nt
Organism: Helianthus annuus (common sunflower)
Lineage: Eukaryota; Viridiplantae; Streptophyta; Magnoliopsida; Asterales; Asteraceae
Product: NADPH--cytochrome P450 reductase
Exons: 18
Coding region: 1-2019 (672 amino acids)
Cellular component (GO): cytosol
Molecular function (GO): flavin adenine dinucleotide binding; NADPH-hemoprotein reductase activity; FMN binding
Source: RefSeq, a predicted model, not a curated record